Molecule: messenger RNA, 2329 nt
Organism: Striga asiatica
Lineage: Eukaryota; Viridiplantae; Streptophyta; Magnoliopsida; Lamiales; Orobanchaceae
Source: the annotation of a GenBank genome assembly
UUCUAUCUGCUUUAACCAAUUAUUAAUCGUAUUGUAUAAUUCUCCAUUUUUCCUGCAUUUAACCGGAUGCGAUGACUGAUCUCCGUUGAAUUCUUGUCUUGAACAUUCAGAACUCCUUGAUUCCAGACAUAAAAAAAGUUGGAAACUUUUUUGUUUGUCUUUAUUAAGCAAUGGGUACCUGUUUUUCCACCAUAAAAGUGAGUGGUUCCAAUAGCAACAACCCUCCCACCACCAACAACCGCCGCUCCUCCGCCGGUAAUCCUUCCACGAUUACAUACAAAAAGCGAGAGGGGCCCCGCAAUCAUCAGAAGCCGCGUGAAAAUAACAAGAACCAUCAACAGCAGAAGCAAACCCGGCAGACAAUCAAGAAUGUCUCGAAAAAGUCAAGUGGGAUUAUUCCAUGUGGCAAAAGGACAGAUUUUGGGUAUGAUAAGGAUUUUGAUAAGAGGUAUACCAUUGGGAAAUUGUUGGGGCAUGGCCAAUUUGGUUAUACCUAUGUUGCAAUUGAUAAGUCCAAUGGAGAUCGUGUUGCUGUUAAAAAAAUAGAGAAGAACAAGAUGGUUCUUCCUAUUGCCGUUGAGGAUGUCAAGCGAGAAGUCAAAAUAUUGAAAGCUUUAGCUGGCCAUGAGAAUGUGGUUCACUUCUAUAAUGCUUUUGAGGAUAAUUCUUAUGUAUACAUAGUUAUGGAGCUAUGUGAGGGUGGAGAACUGCUAGACCGUAUCCUAUCAAAAAAGGAUAGCCGUUACACGGAGAAAGAUGCAGCAAUUGUUGUGAGGCAGAUGCUAAAAGUUGCAGCUGAGUGCCAUUUACAUGGUUUUGUACACCGUGAUAUGAAACCAGAGAAUUUCUUAUUCAAGUCUCCUUUGGAAGAUUCACCGCUGAAGGCUACAGAUUUUGGACUUUCUGAUUUCAUACGUCCCGGCAAGAAAUUCCGAGACAUUGUCGGCAGUGCAUAUUAUGUUGCGCCAGAGGUUUUGAAACGUAAAUCUGGGCCUGAAUCAGAUGUGUGGAGCAUUGGUGUGAUUACUUACAUUUUACUUUGUGGCCGACGGCCAUUCUGGGACAAAACAGAGGAUGGCAUAUUUAAGGAGGUCCUCAGGAACAAGCCGGACUUUCGUCGCAAACCAUGGCCAGGAAUAAGCGAUUCCGCUAAAGAUUUUGUAAAGAAAUUACUAAUGAAAGAUCCUCGUGCAAGACUUACUGCAGCUCAGGCCUUAUCUCAUCCAUGGGUUCGAGAAGGAGGUGACGCUUCAGAGAUUCCUCUCGACAUUUCUGUUCUAUCUAAUAUGCGGCAAUUCGUGAAAUACAGCCGGUUUAAGCAGUUUGCGCUUCGUGCAUUGGCAAGUACACUUGACGAGGAGGAGCUUUCUAACCUUCGCGACCAGUUUGAUGCAAUCGAUGUUGAUAAAAAUGGUGCCAUUAGUCUUGAAGAAAUGCGGCAGGCCUUGGAGAAGGAUCUUCCUUGGAAAAUGAAGGACUCGAGAGUUGUUGAAAUCCUCCAAGCGAUAGACAGCAAUACAGAUGGGCUUGUAGAUUUCUCUGAGUUUGUUGCAGCCACUCUGCACGUCCAUCAAUUGGAAGAACAUAAUUCGGAAAAAUGGCAGCAGAGAUCACAGGCGGCCUUUGAAAAAUUCGAUCACACUGGCUUAAAGGGCUCGAUAGACCCACUUCUAGAAGAAGCAGAUAUCGACAAAGAUGGAAGGAUCAGCUUAUCCGAAUUUCGCAAGCUUUUAAGAACUGCCAGCAUGAGCUCACGGAGGUUGACGAGCCCUAGGGCUAAGGCAGCUGCACACAAAAUAUAGAGCAUCAUAAAGUCAAGGUAUUUUGAAUGAGUGCUUUUCGAGUGGCCUAGAGUCCAUUCUGCAUGAUGAUAUGCUUCACUGGGAAGUUAUAUUUUUCCAUAUUCUCAUACCUAUUUGCGGAAGUUGUGUUUACUUGAGAAAUUGAGCAAAAUUGUCGUAUGCCAAAAGUGGACAAAAUGUUCGCACAGAGCAAUGGCGACACGAGGAGAGGGCUUUCGUCACGUUAUUGAUGAAUUAUUGCACUGAUUGCUUUUCAAUUUCAAAUGUCCAGUUUGCCUUUAGGAGAUGAUAUACGAAGUGAUUAUAUAGCUGUGAAUGAGAAAUAUUACGGUCUUACUUGUGAGUUGUGACAUUGUCGCACUUAUGUAUGGUUUACUUGUUAUUCCGAGUUUGGAAUUAGUCAUUGCCAACAAAAUUUUAUUACUUGCUUCUAUGAGUGAUCUGACUUGUCCAAUAUAAAAUGUGGAAUUAUAUUAUAUUUUCUCUUCAUAUUCCUUUUGGGUUUUAUCAUAAUUAUUAUUUUUUUG